Molecule: messenger RNA, 2120 nt
Organism: Bolinopsis microptera
Lineage: Eukaryota; Metazoa; Ctenophora; Tentaculata; Lobata; Bolinopsidae
Product: neo-calmodulin-like
Exons: 7
Coding region: 99-800 (233 amino acids)
Cellular component (GO): myosin II complex
Molecular function (GO): calcium ion binding
Source: RefSeq, a predicted model, not a curated record
AGCAUGAUGUGACACCUAGUUGAUUUAUGUGACACAACAGCCGAUAACUGACAGAUGAAAAUCGAUCCGUACGGAAAAAUAUUGGCCCGUCUGGAUAAAUGGAAAGUCAAAUCUGCGGUAACAUGGCUAGCCUGAUAAGGAAGAGAAUAAAGUUGCCGGGAUACAAGAUGGGUAAAGAAAAACGACCAACGAAGAAAGUCAAAACCCAAGUUAUCCUCGAACAGGAACUGCAGCUCAGACGCCUGGCGGAAGAGGAGAAGAGGAAAGAGGAGAAACAGCUUGGAGAGAAAGUGAAUUCCCUGGUGAUGAACACACUCGGUCCCAACGAUGACGAAGACCAAGACAUAGUGGAGUCAUAUCGCCAACUCUUCAAACUGUUUGAUAAGAAUGAUGAUGGGAGUAUCAGUGUGGACGAACUCGGCCAUGUUUUCAGAAUACAUCUCGGAAAAUCUCUAUCUGAAAACGACCUCAACAGAAUUAUAGAGCAAGUAGAUGAAAACCAGAGUAAAACUAUUGAGUUUAGUGAGUUCCUGACCUUAAUGGCUUCCGAAACGUGGAAUGAAAUCGAGAAAGGUGAAAUCGUUAAAGCGUUUGCAGUAUUUGACCGUAACAAAGACGGGUAUGUGGACGCGCAGGAGCUGAGGUUCGCCCUGUGCACGUACGGAGAGGCGAUGACGCAACAAGAGGCCGAUGAGCUACUGGCAAUUGCAGAUCUAGACAAGAAUGGGCUGAUAGACUAUAACGAAUUCCAGGCUAUGAUGACUGCUGACGAGGAAUCGGGAGACUGCCGACAACAAUGAUAGACCUCUUCAUUAAUAAUUCAGAUGAUUUUAUAGUGUUGUAUAUUGUGUUAUUUUCGAGAAUGCUAUUCCGGAAAAAGAUUGAAGGAGCGAGGUGAAGGUCGUGUGAUAGAAUUGUGGGACACUACUUAGCAACUUAGUAACCAUGGCAACUGUACAGUUGGAUCAUUGUAACAUCGAGGGAAUAUACAGCAUUCAGAAAAAUUCAGCAAAUGAGACUGUGUUUGGUUUUAGAUUCAGCAACGGCUCGAGCAGGAAGUAGUAACCUAGUAGCCAUGGUAACCAGCAGGAAGAACGGCCAACAAGUCUCUGAACUUAUCAUUAUUUAGCGAGAACAAAUGCUCUCAGAAAUUGCUUCGGCCUCUUGUAUGAUGAUAUUGAAAGAGAGAUAUGUAACUAUAGUAACCACAUGUAACUAUAGUAACCACAUGUUAUUGGUCACGAGGCAGUCCAGAUCUUCCUUUUAGAUCACAUCGCAGAACCUCUAACUUGAAAUUAAAGUUAAAACGUACAUAUUGAUUUUAUAUCUUGUUUCCAUAGCUGUGAUAUAAAGCAGUUACAGAGAAAAAUUCUCGAAAGCUAUUCUAAAAUAAUUUAUUUCUCUAGAGAUGUAGUUCCUGUAUAUUCACGCACUUUUUAUCGCUUUUCUAUGUAACAUAAUAUAUUGCUCAACACGUUCCUAAACCAUGUUUUGGCCACUGUAAACCCCAAACCCCUCAUUAUACCCAUCACUAUACCCCUCAUUAUACCCAUCACUAUACCCAUCACUAUACCCCUCAAUAUACCCCUCAAUAUUCAUCACUAUACCCCUCACUAUACCCCUCAAUAUUCAUCACUACACCCAUCACUAUACCCCUCACUAAACCCCUCACUAUACACAUUUCAAAAUACCUCCCCAAACGUUGGAUUACAUAGUAUUAGUAGUAUGUGUACUAUCUCUUACUGUUUACAAAGUUAUGAGAUUCUAAAAAUAUAGCUGUACGUUUAUUUAAUGGACAGAAACUGACAAGGAGGACUUGUUAGACAAAGUUAAGAUAAUAAAUGAGAGGAGAGAUGAAAAACUUAAUCGAUUGCUGAUUUAAUUUGUCUCCCUUAAGUUUAAGAUGGUUUAGAUUAGCUUUUAGAAUAUGUCUACUUUUCAGUUACGACCCUGAAUAAUAAUGAUAAUGUUAAUGUUCAACAUUUUGUAACUUUUGUAUAUGUAUUAUGACAUGUCUUAGGAUGUGAGUCUUAUUUUAGGUUUACCAUGUAAACUUUUAUCAUUGAUCAUUAUCAGGGGUGUAGGAAGCCCUACAUUAUGAUAGUGUUAAAACAAUCAAA